Phoenix dactylifera (date palm) is the source of this 1734-nucleotide messenger RNA. NCBI's taxonomy places the organism in Eukaryota, Viridiplantae, Streptophyta, Magnoliopsida, Arecales, Arecaceae. The record is from RefSeq and is a predicted model, not a curated record.
GUGUUGGCUUAGGAAUUUUUUGUAUUCCAUCUUUCUUUCUUUCCUUUUUCUUUUUUUUUUUUAUUUGGAAGGAUUAGGAGUAGGAGAAGAAAAGGAGAGGAGACAUUUGCAUUGAGACAGGAUUUCUGUUAUUAUUAUUAUUAUUUUCAGAAGAGUACGGAAGCUCGUGAAGGAGAGAUGUUGCAGGACGUGAUCCAUCCCUCCUCGGAGCCACUCUCCAUUGAGAGCCCCAUCGCGGCACAGAUCCUGGACUUCUACGACGACGACGGCAGCGAUCUCUUCCCCCACUACGAUACCCAACUACUCCGCUCCUCCGACGACGUCUCCACCUCCUAUGCCGCCCCCUCCGUCUCCGUCUCAGCCACCACUGCACCUCUCUGCUGCUCCAACGAAGCCUCUUUUAGCCCCUCCGCCGCCAACGUCUGCUCCCCCUUCCUCUCCAUCGACGCCGCCACCCUCUCCGCCCUCCUCGACGCCCCGCGGCCGCCGCUCCCCGGGGUCGAUCACCCGUCCCCGACCAACCCCUCCUCGAUGUUCCCGGUCCCACCGCAGUCCGUCGGGGACCAGCACCAGCACCAGAUGAUGGACCCCUUCGCCCCGAUCGGGCUAACGGAUCCGAUCCCGGUUGGCGGGUACGGCGCCUACUCGCCCGAGUCCGUGGCGCCGAUCCACAUAGGGGGCCCAUCGGCGCAGCAGCAGGCGUUGGCGUACGAGGAGGAGUGCCUGGCGGCGAUGGCGGGCGGGCUCGUGGGGUUGGAGGCGGCGGUGCAGCCGCCGUCGUUCGCGUUUCCGGAUGGGGGUGGCAUCGGGGCGUUGUACCAUCAGGGGCGGAUGGUCGGAGGAGAAGGGCCGCAGGGCUUCUUUAAUGCGGGGAUGAUGAUGGUGGGACCCAGGGGGCAGGUGGCGGAAUACCAGCCAUUGGUUGAGGGGGCGGGAAACGUGGGGAUCUACGGCCCGGAGCGGGUCUACGGCUCCGGCGACCUGCAGCAGGUGAUUGGAGGAAAUCAGCAUCUGAUGGGUGGGUGCAGCGGAGGGCCAACACCAUUACCAGCAUCAGACAUCUCAGCAUUAGAUGAGUCCACCUUCAAAGUUGGUCGCCUCUCUGCGGAAGAGAGGAAGGAGAAGAUCCAUAGAUACAUGAAGAAGAGGAAUGAACGAAACUUCAGCAAAAAGAUCAAGUAUGCCUGCAGGAAAACUCUAGCAGACAGCCGGCCUCGUGUCCGAGGGCGAUUUGCAAAGAACGAUGAGUUUGGAGAGGCAACAAGACCCACCUCAAGCCACCAUGAAUUUGAUGAGGAGGAGGAAGUGGUGGCGAAGGAAGAAGAAGAUAUACAUGAUUCCUCAGAUAUACUUGCCCACAUCAGUGGCGUGAAUUCCUUCAAAUACAACUACACACUGGAGUCCUGGAUAUGAGUCAUAUGACUGCUAUGUGUGGCCAUUCACCAGCGGAAACAGGAAGAGAUUUCCUUCCCAUUCUCUUGUUAUCUUGUUUCAACGUCGAAGACCCGUAUCUGGGCAUUCGAUACAUACUUCACACUAAAAAAUAAAGCUGGAAUCUUUAUGUCCUAAAGAAAGCUAUAACAACAGUCAGAAUGACCGAAGUUAUAGAGAAAAAAGUCCAGUAUAUGAAAUGUUAGCUUACAUUGUAUACUAUCAUGCACAUAUGUAAAUGUUACCUUGAUAAAUGACUUAAUUGUAAGCAAUGAAGUUGACCUCUUUGGUCACUCUUAUGCA